CCCCCCCCCCACAACAUGCUUCUCCUCCCAGCGGCUGCUCUGUGCUGCCUGUGUUCAGCACUGGUUGCCACAGCAGCAGAGCUGACUCAGGACCAGUUGUCUUUGACCGCGACAAUUGGUGGAGAGGCCUCGUUCAGCUGUGGAGGAACUGAUCAGCAUAACUACACAUGGUGGUUUCAGAAGAAAGACACAGGAACGUUCACACUGAUUCUUGAUAUUAGUAGAGAUGGUUCUAUUGAUAAGGGUUACAAUCAUACUCAGAAAGACGACUUCACAGCUGAGAGACAACAGAACAGCUGGGAGUUGAAGAUAAAGAAAGUUAAACCCUCUCAUGCAGCCACGUACUACUGCGCCUGUUGGGACUAUGACGAGCGGUUCUUCAUCUUCGGCUCAGGAACCAAAUUGUUCGUCACUGAUCGGCCGGUGGUGACUCCGGUGGUGAGCGUGUACCCGGCAGCUUCCAUAGCCGCCCUGGACGGGAAGAGCUCCCUGCUGUGUGUGGCCUCCAACAUGGAUCCUCCUCUGGUCCAGUUCUCCUGGACGAGACAGAGGGAGGGUGGUCCUCUGGAGACGCUGUCCUCUGCUCAUGGAGAGCAGCUGGAGCUCAGCGUGGCAGGACGCACCGCCGCCAUCAUGGUGGUCGACCGGCACGCUUCCUACAAAUACAACUACCGCUGCCACGUCAGGCAUGAGGGAGGCGCAGUGGAGGCCCCGGCAGAGCAAGUGGUUUGUGCUAAUCCAGCACCGACGUCUCCAGCACCGACGCCUCCAGCACCGACGCCUCCAGCACCGACGCCUCCAGCACCGACGCCUCCAUCACAGACGCCUCCAGCACCGACGCCUCCAGCACAGACGCCUCUGGCGGCCUGGGCCCGGUCUCAGCGGCAGGUGAAGCUGCUCUGGCUGCUCUACACGCUGCUGAUGGUGAAGAGUCUGGUUUACUGCGGUGGACUCGCUCUGAUCCACAUCCUGAGGAACAGGGAGCGUCCAGCCGCUGCUCACCAGACCACGGAGUUUCCUGCAGCAGCUUCCACUUCUCACUGACUCCUGUUCACUUCACUCUGCUUCUCUUUCACUGCAAACAUUCAUCUGAACUGUAACUUUGCAAAGUAUAAAAUAAAGGUUUUUAUUCUGAAGACAUUAAACAUAAAAAUAAAACACAUCUCAUCUCCUUUACAUCUGGUGUGAACUGACUCCUCGUCUUUGUGCAUCAAUAAUAAUUCACACUGACGCUCUUUCCACAUUAACCCUGUGUUGCAUGAAUUAUGACUUAAACAUGUUAAAAACUGGUUUUAAUGUGUUUUAUGCUGCACAACGAGAAAACAAAUGGUUUAAAUACAAAGUACAAAAAUAUCUCAACCGUAAUAUAAUCAUAAAUACAUUUUGUUUUAUAAAUACAUGUAUUUACUAACAGUGAAGCAUGUACUGUUUUUUAUCCUCUAGGACAAAAAUGAAUAGCUGAAUGAAAUGAUGUACUAGUAAUUUAUAGAAUUUCUUCUGUGAAACUAUGAUUUCCAGUUGAUAAAAGUAAAAUCCAGGCAGAAAUAUCAAGAUGUUUGAGGACAAAGAUUUUCAUUUUGAAAAUGUGUGUGACUGUUACUGAACCAACAAUUAAACCAAUGUAAUAACAAAGUGAAGACGUCACAUGAACUAAACCUCGUUGGUCUCUGCUCAUGAAGCUUCGUCUGGAAACUGGGACAGAAAUUCAUCCUGGUUCUGUUUUCUGUUUUUAACAAUCAGGUUUUAUCUUUAUCAUGAGGACAAGUUGUUGCCUUGUGUGACGCUGUGUGUGUGUGUGUUGCUGAGCGGCGUCAGGAGUGUGUUUGUGUGACGCUGUGUGUGUGUGUGUUGCUGAGCGGCGUCAGGAGUGUG
Pleuronectes platessa (European plaice) is the source of this 1872-nucleotide messenger RNA. RefSeq names its product immunoglobulin lambda-1 light chain. The transcript is spliced from 5 exons. Bases 16 to 1044 code for a protein of 342 amino acids. The record is from RefSeq and is a predicted model, not a curated record. NCBI's taxonomy places the organism in Eukaryota, Metazoa, Chordata, Actinopteri, Pleuronectiformes, Pleuronectidae.